GUCAAAAAAAGUUUUUAUCUGGUUUCCUCCACUCCCUUCUCUCCUGGCAUUAGUAAGGCUUGGAACAAUAACAGGAUGCAGGAUGGGAAAAAGGCGGACACCCAGCUGGGAAACCUUGGAGACUGUAAAGCUGAACACUCCCUGUAUUGCUUAAUGCAGUGGAAUAACGGAUUUCACUUAGUUCUUUAUAUUCAUUCUACUUUAUCCAGUUGAGGCUUGGAGGCUGAUUACGCAUUCUCCCUGAUUUGGAAUAAAGCCCAGCCCAGGUAAGAAACUUGGUCUUUGGGGAGUGAGGAAAGAGAGAAUUGUUCUUGGGAUUUUUAAAUCUGCUACUUAAAAGCAGCUUUGUCAAAGUUUGGUGGACUAAGGUUCCCUUUAAAACAUUGUGGUGGAACUUUGGCCCUCCAGAUGUUGCUGAAGUACAACUCUCAUUGGACCCAACACGCAUGGCCAAUGGCCAAGGAUGGGGAGAACUGUCGUUCGUCAACAUCCAGAGGAUCAAAGGUUCCCCACACCUGCUUUAAAGUGUCCAAUAGUCCAGGAUGUACUUUUACAACAAGCUAGCUUUCUUGAUCCUGCCAUUGUACACAAACUGCGUUGCUGGGGAGAACUACCUGGAGUUGCCAUAACAAUCUCAGAUGGCAAAGUGGAGGAUUUGUGUUUUUGAGAAAGGAUGUUCAGGUCAGGUCACCAAGAACCCAAGCCGCUGCCGAUAAAAGUUUAACAAGGAAAUUGAGGGGUGGGAGAGAGAAAGACGUUCAGUUAUCCAAUGUGUACCUGGAGAGCCUUAAUGCAAACGUUUCUGUUUGAGAGACAGGAAAGCUUUCCCCAAAGAAUGCUAGGAGCCAUAGUUUGCUAAGCAUGCUGGGAAUUGUUUUGUGAGGGGAUUAGCUGUCUCCUCACAAACCUCAGCAGCCAGGGAACUGCAGGUGGUAUAAGCAUGCUUCAAAUGUAUCCUGUGUGUGUGGCCUUAGAACUACUAUAUGCCUUAAAUUUUGUCAUGUGGAUCGGCACCAUGUAGCUGAUUUAUGUUAAAUGAAAUAGCCUGAGUUAGACUGGGCCCAUAAUAUAAAGAAUGGGGGGUGGUGAGUGGACUGGGACCACAGCAGCAACAAACCACCCUUCCCUCAUAUCAUGGUCCUGAUCCAGCUCAGGAGAAACAAUACCAGCUAUUUAUUUAACAAAAAUCAUCCACAUAACACCAAACCAUGUGUAGUAUUCAAUUAAGGUUUACUCAAAGUAAGCCUAUUGUAAUUGAUGGGCCAAACCUAGUCAUGUCUGUUCAUUUCACUGGGUCUGCUAUGAGUAAAACAUAUUUUUGUACCACUCUAUGUAAAAAACAUAAUGUAUACGUUGACAUUUGUCUACUGUAAAAGUGUCAGAUUUUCUUUCUAACAAAUACUCUGCUAAUAUGUGAAAACACGGGCUGUAGCUUAUUGCUGAACAUAUGUAGAUGAAUCAGAAAUAAGACUUACAGAGUCAGAUACAUAUGUGUAUAUAUUGGCUGUUCUAUCAAAAAUUGAUAAAAAGACCUUGAAAGCUUGCUUUGAUAUCUUACUGGUUUGGGACAAUAAACUGAGGCACAAGCCAGACAAGAUGGAAUUGCUCUUAACAGAUGUUUCAUCUGCCCAAGUGAGUGCUGUUCAGCCUCUUCUGGUGCGGGCUGCACUCUCCCUAAAACAGGGGUGUUGAACUGAGUCUGGCUAGUAAACCAGACCUUGACCUCUCGCAAGCCUUGUUGGUCACUUUGAAAGGUGGGCAGGGUUGUCAAACUUGUCAGUCACUUGACAUCACCACGAUGCCAGGUGAAACUUUUUAAACUUGUUUUCAUUUGAAAUCAAGUCAAAAGGGCAAAGUCUCAGGGGGUUUCAGGUUCUGCCAAGCAGCUGAUGCGUGACACCUGCAAGCCCUGCUUUAAUCCAUCAGGGAGUCAUGUCUUUACCUGCCUCAUAUCUGACAAAAUAUAUGAUGUCAGGAUAGGUAGGCAUAGCUUGGGGAAAAUGGUCUUUAGAAAGCUUACUUAGACUUGCAGGACAGAGGUGCCCAGCCACCACACUUAAGGUUCAGAAAGGAUAGGGAAGAGAUUUGGUUCAGACUUCCUGAAAUAUGAGAAUGAAAAAUACAGCUAGUCUUCAACAUCAGUUCUUCUCCAGAAUUUUGCAAUGUAGUUUUCCUAUCCCUAGAAAAUAUGUACAAAGAUGCAUAUAAUAGAAGAACACAUAUAUAUGUUAUAAUAAUAUUCAAAAAUGCACUGUAUUAGGGGAAAUUGCACAAAAAUGUGAAUAUUAGACAAAACAGCCUACAAAAUAUGUGUGUGUUAGGAUGUUAGUAUAAUGCCUUAUAGAGCUGUUGUAAUGACAACUGAGAAAAUGCAUAAAAAAUACUUAGAGCACUGCAAAGAGCUAUGCAGUCUUUUCUCUAUUGUUAAAUACAUAUAUUUUAAAAACUGAUAUAUGUUUGGAGAAAAGGGUUCUGAUUUGUUUUUAGUUCUCAGAUGAGCAAUUCACUUUGUCAGGUUUUGGGAAAUGAGAACACACAUCAGCCCGGAAUAACUGGUUAGUUUCACGUAUGCAAAGUCCCAAGCUGUUUUAGGCUUCAAACAUUCAUGUGAAGAUUAUAGCAAAAACUGUACAGAUUCAAGUAUGAAGCUUAAUUUAUGUAGGAGCAGGAAGAUGCAUGUAUGCAUUGAAUAGGGUUGCCAGAUGUUCAGACCCCAAGAUGCAAAGAGGCAAAGAGCUUGUGAGCAAAGUGGUAGAACCUGGCAGAUCAAAGGGGGCCCUUGUGGAAUGGGGCAAAGUGGGGGUUCUGUGGGGGCAAAUAACUGCAUGUGGAAGGUCAAGGCAAGAUCUUCACCAUGCCCCAUGUCAUGAGGGUGGAGCCUGAUGGGGUUGGAGGAAGAGGGAAAAGCAAAUGGCAAACAUUCUCAAACUUGGCAGAAAAUAGCAGUCUUGACUCAGAACCUUCACCCUGAGAUUUUACUCCAUUCCCUGGAGAGCCCAAAGGUCAGACUACACACUCUGGUCCCUUCCAGAUGACCUGUUUAUUGACCCUCCACCCUGAUUUGUUUGCAGAGAGAUCAUUGGCUACUUAAUGAGCAUUUGCGCUCAUUUGUUUACCAUUUGUUCACCAUAGUGUCAGAGCAAGUGUUAUCCCACACUUUCUGAGGCGUUUUCCUAUAACUUUCCUUAUGACAAAAAGUUUAUGGGGGGGUUGUGGGGGCUGUUUCACAAGAGCUGCCAAUCAGUUUUAAUUGCACAAUUUGAAUUAGCUGGUACGUGAUCAAAAGCCACCCCAAAGGAGUGAUGGCAUGGAAAUGCCUUGUGUGUCAAGAAACUGAGACCUGGAUUCAAAUCCUCACGCAGCCAUGAAGCUCCUGGGUGACCUUGAACUGGUCAUCCUAUCUCUCUCUCAGUCAGGUUUGUCCUGAGGAUAAAGCGCAGAAGACCUUGUACACCACCUUGAGCUCUUUGGAGGAAAGUUGGGGUUCCAUAAAUAAAAUAACAGAAGAGAUCAAGGGGUAAACUUUCACUUAAACAGUUAACAGUUUGCAAAGAGCUUUGCCAAGCUGAAUAGACUUGCCUCAUAUCCUGCUUUUGUUGAAGCAAAAUGGAGUAAUUGAAAACAGGAUAUAUGUAAAGGGAUUUGUAUAGUCUUUUUAACCUUUGGAGGCAUUUUUGAUGGAUUGCCUUUGCCAAGUUGAAUUGUAUGAACAUCAGAUACUAUUUAAAGAGAAAUCCCUCUCUUUCUUCUCUUCUCAAGAAAGCAGAAAUCACAUGGCUUCCUAGCAUAGUGGUAAUUGGCAUUUGAGUGCCCUUCUUCAACAACAGAGGGAGGAGAUGUUAUUUGGGUGUUUGUUUGCAUUUGUUAAUUUAUGCUAGAUGGGGGGAAAGCAGAAGCAGGUUGACUUUCUUGCAGAACAACAAACUUGACUGCAAAGUGCAGGAAAAUCUACAAACAUUCCCCUUCCUUUUAGGGUACCCACAUGUUCUACUUCAGUUGUCUAUUUGAAAGAGUUGCCUGUUUGAAUUGCUCAAAGUCCAGUCCAGCACCAGUUUAAAGAAGGGAGAGUAAGUUGCUAAGUUGCUCACCAACAAUUAGCACCUGGAUAGCAAACAGGGGUCACCUGACCACAGACUUCCACACUGUGGCAAGAGGUAUUCAUAAAUGACUUGAUGGGUGGGGCAGAGCUGCUAUGGCAGCUUUCCAGCAUGUGGGUGGCUUGUGCCUCCCAGGAGAAGGAGGGGUGAGGUGAUGGGGAGUAGGGCGUUGUGCAAGCGCACCAGCAGGAGUGCCAGAUUGCAUUUUACACCAUGCUGGCCUCUCCACCCACUCAGUAAGCAACAGUAACCCACCUGCUGGGAAGCUAACAUAGAGGCUCUGCCUCAUCUAGUGAGCAGCUUUUGGAGGCACUGUUUUGAAUGACAGUAAUUAUUUUUUCCAUUUCUAACUCUCCAUAUGCAUUGGCAUAUGCAAAUUGUAUGUAGACCUGUAUACUAUUUUGUCCUCUUUUUUUGAUGGUGCAUAAGUAGCCAUCCUUGAGUGAUAGCGGUGAUAGCGGUGGGGGGUAGGUUCUUAAAAUGCAAUCGAUUUGGCUGGGUGUACAUGAAUAAUGGGUGUGAACCACACACACACACACACACACACACACACAUAUUCCUUUUCAAGCUAGGCAUAGUCUGAAAAAACAUGAAAUAGCUGAACCUAAGCAAGUUUGAAUUUGGUUAGUACCUGGAUGUACGACUGCUUGUUAUGUGUCCUGAGUUUGCUGCCUUGAGUUCCCUAAUGAACAAACUGCACAAACCAUUGCAACCAAAACAGAUAACCAUGGUCAGAUUUUGGAACAAGCAUUCAUGCUUUAGUAACCCCCAAAAUGGACUUCUUCCAUUCACUCUACAUGAAGCAGUCCUCUCUAAGCAUCCCAGAAACUUCACUUGGAAUAAAAUGCCACAUCAGACUUCUCACUGGGUGGAGUAUUUCACUCCAGUAUCACUCAACCUGUCUUUGCUACAUAAGCACAUAAAGCAUAAGAAAAGGGAGCAUGUGGUCCUCCAGAAGUUGUUGGCCUGUGGUCAAGGAUUAGGGGGAUUGUAAUCAAGCAAUCUCCAGGGGACCACAGGUUCCCCACCCCGGAAAGAAGAACAGCCCUGCUGGAUCAGACCCAGGCCUAUCUAGUCCAGCAUUCUGUUCUCACAGUAGUUCACCAGAUGCAUACAGGAAGAUAACUUCUGAGAAGGAGUAGGAACCCCAUCAAAGAAAAAAGGAGGGCGUAUCCAGCAUCCCCCCCCCCAUUUUCUGACUUCUUCUAUGCUUAUCUGUACACAAACAGAGAAAUGUGAAAGCCUCCUUAUCAUUUGCUGGCUAAAGGAAGUUCCACCAGUUACCCUGGUGCUCCACGGGAGAUCAUCAGUGCUCCUAAGAAACUAUCUUAUAUUGAGUUGAAGCAUCUAGCUCAGUAUUGACUACCGGCAGUGCUCUCAAGGGAGCGCCCCCAACCCUGCUUAGAGAUGCUGGGGAUUGAAUUUGGGGCCUUCUGCACCCGGAGCAAAUGCUAUACCACUGAAAAUGAGAUCUUCCCACUUUUUUCCUGUUGGGGUUGGGGGGAAUCCUAGAGCUAUGAUCUCCUGCAAUCUGACCUGCCCUCCUCAUACACCACUGCCUGCUAGAUUAGACCAGAGGCCUAUCUAGUCCAGCAUUCUGCUCUCAUAACCACCAAUGGGAAGCUGGCAAGCAGGACAUAAGAACAUCAGGAGAGCCCUGCUGGAUGAAUCUGCCAGUUUUGGUUCUCUUAGCUCUUAGUUCUCACAUGAAAAUUUUCCAUCAUUUUAGUGCAUGAUAAACUCAUGCUGGUAUGUAGAUUUCACUAAUAUGCAUGUUUCUACUAGCAGUUUCCCCUUAAUUUCAUGCAUUUUGCACGUUAUUAUUUCUAUUUCCCCUAAUAUAUUCAUUUUUGUACACGUCAUUUGGCUCAAGAAACACACCACAAAAUUCAGAGGGUGAAUUUUGAAGGAUCCCUGCAUUUCAGUUCACAUAUUGUUUUGAAAAAUGUGAAUUUAGUUGUUGUUGUUGUUGUUUAGUCAUUUAGUCGUGUCCGACUCUUCGUGACCCCAUGGACCAGAGCGCGCCAGGCACUUCUGUCUUCAAUUUAGUAGCUUCUCGCUAAAAUUAGAACAAACCUGAAUUCCCUGCCCGAUCCCUACCCAAGCUACAUUAAUCCAUUGUCUUUGUCUUGCCAGGGAUAGAAUAGCGUGACCUUUAGGUCUCCCAUAGUAUCCAUUGAAAUCACUGGAGUUUCCAUUCUUCUGCCAUCUGCAGGAAGCCAGCCAUCUGGCCAUCCUCUGCCCAUUCCUCACUUCCCAGUCAGCUCACGGAAACCUUCUGACAGCACAGAGCUGGAACUGAACACGUCUGCAGAAUCAGGGUCACGGUUUCUCAUUCUUCAAAUUUUAAACUCAGUUCUCCACAGUUCUCCAGCAAUUUGAGAGUUAUUGUUAUUUUUUAAUCCUCAUGAAAACUCACCAGUAGUUUGGUGCGUAUUUCUCCUAAUAAACACAUUUUUGUAUGCAGUUUCCCUAGUGUACUCAUCUUUGCAAGCAAAUUCCUCUAAUGUAAUGCAUUUUUUGUGUUAUCUUCAUGGAUAUCUUCAUUUUUAUGCAUGCUUCCCCCUAAUAUAUGCAGUUUCAUAAACAUUGGUUGGUUGGACAAGUGUAUCACAAAAUUCAGGUAAAUGCAAAUUUUGAAGGAUGACUACAUUUCAGUCCUUGUAUUGUUUCAGAAAGUGUGGAUAUGAUAAAUUCACCUUUAAAUGUGAACUGAACCCAAUUUCUUCCCCAUCCCUACUCCUGAAGAACCUUCGUGAACGGUGAUAUGUGGUUGUUACAGACUAACCACUCCCUUUCAAAAGAUCGGUUUUGUAUAACUAUUUUACAAAGCCACUCCAGCUGUGAACUUUCUUCCUGGCACUCAGCACACUUUUUGCUGUGCUCAGAGCUCUUGGGUGCCAAAAAGAACUCAAAGUGGGUGGAGAUGCAAAACAAUGUGAUCUCAUGAACAGUAAGAGGCUUGCAAACUGUUGGCUGUUACCCUCUGCCACCUCUGUGCCAAACUGUAAAUGUUGUAUCUUUUUCUAGCUCGCUCUCAACAACAUCAUCCAGGCCAAGAAAUCCUAAUAAGCACAGGUUCUAUUAAGGAUCUGAAUGUGAAAAGCGUUUCCUGCUGAAAUAAGUAAAACUAAAAGCAACUGUGUGAUCAUAAAGUAAUUAAAGCUAUGAGGCCACUCAUAGCUAGUUUACAACAUAGUAUAGGCAUUUCCUUUGCUAGGUCAUAUUUAUGUACUCAUGAAGCAACAUGGGUACAACAGGGCCACACAUUUAGAUCCAUCCCUGAGAUCAUGCAACUCUUCCCAGUUUCAAACACAUGGAUAGGGUUGGGUGAAUCUGGACCUCAAAAACACAUUGAAGAUUUAACAUUAAAAAAUACUUUCCCCUGUUCUAUCUGUUAGCAAAUCAUUUAAUUAACACAAAGUCCAGAGAGAAAAUACCUGAUAUCAUUUUACUGAGCAAAACUGAACAAAAAUAGUAGAAUUUGAGGAGGAAGGAACAGAGAGGUUUUGUCUUUCUUUCUUCAGGCCUUGCAGAGAAAUUUAAUUCAGUUCACAUUAUAAGCAGAAUUUAUCACAUUUGCACUUUCCUAAAUACUAUGAAAAGUGAAACAUAGCCUUCCAUUGAAAUUUGCACUUAUUCAAACUUUGUAAUGCAAUUUUCCAACCAACCAGUGUUUACAAAAAUGUAUAUAUUAGGUAAAAGUAGGCAUAAAAAUGAGUAUGUUGAUGAAAAUUACAUACAUUACAUUUGGAAAACUUGCUUGCAAAAAUGUGUACAUUAUUCAAAACUGCAUACAAAAUGUAUUUAUUAGGAGAAAUUUGAACUAAAAUGCUUAAUAAUUUUUAUGAGGAUAUUUUAAAAGAAAAUGUGUAAAUUGCUGCAGAAAUGCAGAGAACCAAAUUUAAGGUUGGAAAAAUGAGAAACCAGGAGAAUCAAAACUGCCAAUUCCUUCCAUCUCAAUUCCUUAGGUUCAUGGUUCAAUGAAAACAUAAGAACCCUGUUUAAUUAGGCCAAAGGCUCCUCUAGCUCAGUAUCCUCUUCUUAUAGUGGCCCACCAGAACUUUGAUCAAGACAGUGUUCCAUUUUCAAAUUGUAAGCUCUGUUUUAUUUGGGGUGCAGGGGCAGAGAGCUAACCAAAAGGAAUCUAAGGUGCCUUGAACUUUUUUGACAUGUUGUGAUAAUUGCAAAACUGCUUAGUGCAGCAUUUUAUGGAAUGAACUAAGAUGACCAUUUCUGCUGUUGCUUCAAAGUCCAAAGGCACUAAUACUCAUCUGGUGGGUGUAAUUCUCUAGCAGAAGCAACAGGAUAAGGUAUCGCCAUUUCUCAUUUUUAAUGCCUUUAUUUCCUAUUUUGCCUGUUUUAAAACAGACCUUGCAUGAAUGUUGUAUGCCUGUAUCAGGAAUGACCCUUUUUGGUCAAAGGUAGAAAUAAUUACCUCUAGUAAUUUUUAAAUAACUAAAGGUUCCUUUAAUGCACACAGGGAACUAGAUGAUGUUUUCUUCGUAACUUUUGAUGGUCCAUAAUUAUGAGCUAAUCAGACAUGCCUGAUGUGGAAGCUGGAGAGAAAUAAUGUGGCAGUAAUAAGAACUCAGUAACUGGAGACUGAAAUCAAAAUAGUCACUGUUGUAACACUGGAAGGCGUGAUACAGAAUCUUCUUUCCAGGGUUGCCUCUAGACUUUCAUUAUUUUGCAAUGGAGCUUAGCUUUGAGCACUUAAAGUGGAGUGUUCAGUCAUCCUGGGGCAACAGUUCCACUUUUAAAAAAGGACUUUUGCAGUUAGGAAAGUGACAGAAAUGUGCUGAACAGUGGGUGAUGAACAAUUGAUUGUGCUACAGCCUGUAUAGUGAAUGUAGAGAGAGGCUGAUUCUCCCUCUAAUAAGAAUUCUUCAUGGAAGAUCUCCUGAAGAUCUCCUGUUUUGCUUAUGGGAUAUUUCCUCUAAAUCACUGAGAAGUUGCAAUAAAUAAAUAAAUUCUGACUUCAGUGAGGAUCAGGAGAAAUUUUCUGCUGGCUGCUUGAGAGAGAGGAAGAAGGAAAAAUGGAGACUGUAAAUGCAUCUGCUUUUAAUUGUUUUAACUAGUCAUAUGUUUCAUUUGUGCAUCUAAUUUUAUUGAUCUGUGACUGCUGUAAACAAUUCAUUCAGUUAAUGAGAAGACUGUAAGCACCAUGCAGGCAAAUCAGGAUGACUGCUCAUUGUCAUAUAACGUUGCAGCAAACAAAUCAUAAUGAGCGCUCAAUAAAGACCGGAUAUAGUACAACUUCUGUGUAAGCCUUGGGCAAGCAAAUCAGGAUGAAUGCUUGAUUAACAGAGUGCCUAAUGAAUCUCUGAUAAAGGUUGGAUAUGUCACUCUCUGUGGUAAAGGACCACAGAUCAAGGGCUUCUCAAUAGUCCACUUCUUUACUUGAGAUGUGGCUUCGUAUUCUCACCACCGACCAAGGUGGAAUGCUUCUAGAGAGAUGCAAGUGUCUGUGUGUAUUGUUUGGUUUCCUUGGAAUGAGGGACAGCAAAUACUGUGGUGUCUUUAGGAUAUAUGGUUUAUUUGCACAUAUUUACAGCCUGAGCAUACAAUGAAGGGGCUCACAGACCGGGUCCUCCCUUAAAAAGGGCACGUGUUGCGGUGAGACCUGGCAACCAAGCCCUGUGUUGUGGAUGGGUUUGACUGAAUAGCCACAACACCCAAUUGGUACGUCCCUUGAUGCUGGGUUUAAUCAGGCCAAUGGGAUGCAAGCUAAACGGAUCAAGGGACCUAUAUAUACCUAUGCAUGUGACCCAGAGCUUCCUCUUUCAGUGCAUGCAUCAGAACACCCGUCCACCUCUCCCUAUAUUUAGGACUGUGCGCUUGACCUUGUUAUGCCAUCGUGUGUUGUCUGUUGUUGGGAUAGGGGCACGGCAGGAAUUUUCCCCACUUGGCUGGUUGGAUGGUGCCAUUUGGGUUUCGCCUGCCACGUAGCAAAUCGUCACAACUUGUAAGGUUGUGGAUAGGCUCUGGUUCAGGUGAUAGGGAUGGGGGAACGCUCUCGCCAUCCCUAUGUGAAGGGUAUUCUGUUAAAGGAAUCCAGGGACUCAGUGGUUUGGUCAACCCUUUGAGGGCGUUGUACCUGUGCCUGAGUCCAGGGGGCAUUUGGGUGGUGGAGAUAGCCUGUUCCCAGCCUUCCGCUUAUCCAGGUGUUCACCCUAGGCUCACCUAUGCUGGGUCAGCACUACCUGCAAUGGUGCAGGGAGCUAGUCGAACCAGAGCCUAUGCAACCACUCACUUGCUGUAAUCAAUAAAGUUGUGGCCUAAAUUCUGCCAAAAAACCAAACCAAAAUUUGAGUCCUGUCUGAAUUUAUUUAAGGGGAAGGUUUAAAGGUCUCAACAUGCAACAUUAACACCCCAAGAAGUUCUUGCUUCUCCCAUAACCACAGCCUUGGAUCCCAGAAGAAAUCAGGCAUGACUCUGUCUCUCAGCUGCCCAACCUGCUUUUAGCCUCUAGCUUGCACACACCUAAGCUGGGACUUUUGUCUUUCUAACUACAAGCCAGCUGGGGGAGUGAGGUACCCAUUUCCCUUGUGUCAUAGAGACACUUCCUUUGCCAUCUUAAUGGCACAUACUUAGACCAUUACCUCACCAGGAAGCUGGCCUGCCUAUUUCAGCAAUUGAAUCCUUGUUGGAUCCAAGAAUUAGAAGGGACUCAGGCAUAUAGCCUAGCCACUCCCCACACAACACUAAUACAAUAAGGUAGUUGCUCAAGUUCAUAGUAAAACACAAUCAAGGCUAGUCAUUGUACUAACUCUAGCUUCUGAACCGCCUUCAAUGGCAACUUCUUGUAAAGCACAUGAUAAGAGUCAGUCCUUGAGAUCACCUGAUCAUGAAUGAAAGCACUACCAGAUCUCUGGCAUCGUGAAUGGAGAAGGGGACCGAAGAAAGUUGCAUGUAUAAAAGCUGACAGAAGACUUUGGUUGGGGGAGAGGAUACAGAUGAGGUGCAGAAGUGUAGUAAGAGUUUCUUUGCUCCUUGGCAUGGUGUUCCAGAAAAUUCACUUAACACAGCAAUUUCCUAGUCAGUUGAUGGCCUUCUGGAUACAUACAGUAUAUCCCAAAUGUCCUGUUAUAUGUUUAUUCUGAACCCUCAUACAUGCCCAGGUUGCAUAAGAACCCUAACAUACCCUUUUUGAUGCGAAACAGAGUGUUGUAUGUGGAGACAAAGGUGCAUUGUUCUAAAAGUGUGAGUGUUCCAACCCUUAUACCCAAAAAAAGAACUUUCCACAGCAAGAACUAACAAAAGAAUUAUUACAAGGAAAAGAGAGUAGGCGUACUACAGAGACAGUAAACCAUGUGAGAUAAACAUAGACAUAUACACCAUAGCAGCAUUUUACUGUAGCUACAUUCCUAGCACUCCCGCUUAAAGAUAAAAGACCUUAGGACCCUAAGAGGCAUAAGCAUAGAGAGAGAACAUGACGUGUGUUAUGGGACUCAUGAAAAAUAAGGAUAGAGGCAAGAUUAUACCUUAUCUAGGAGGCUCUGGACCAAAAGUCAGAAUGAAGAUUUCUAUAUCUGUGAGAAUUAAGCUCUCACCUCUGAAACCAUCACCUUGUCAGGCAAUAGGAGGGGUGGCUAACACCCCAGAGGACAGGAUCACACUUCAAAAUGACCUUGACAGAUUAGAGAACUGGCCAAAAACAAACAAGAUGAAUUUUAACAGGGAGAAAUGUAAAGUAUUGCACUUGGGCAAAAAAAAGGAGAGGCACAAAUACAAGAUGGGUGACACCUGGCUUGAGAGCAGUACAUGUGAAAAGGAUCUAGGAGUCUUGGUUGACCACAAACUGGACAUGAGCCAACAGUGUGACGCGGCAGCUAAAAAAAGCCAAUGCAAUUCUGGGCUGCAUCAAUAGGAGUAUAGCAUCUAGAUCAAGGGAAGUAAUAGUGCCACUGUAUUCUGCUCUGGUCAGACCUCACCUGGAGUACUGUGUCCAGUUCUGGGCACCACAGUUCAAGAAGGACACUGACAAACUGGAACGUGUCCAGAGGAGGGCAACCAAAAUGGUCAAAGGCCUGGAAACGAUGCCUUAUGAGGAACGGCUAAGGGAGCUGGGCAUGUUUAGCCUGGAGAAGAGGAGGUUAAGGGGUGAUAUGAUAGCCAUGUUCAAAUAUAUAAAAGGAUGUCACAUAGAGGAGGGAGAAAGGUUGUUUUCUGCUGCUCCAGAGAAGCGGACACGGAGCAAUGGAUCCAAACUACAAGAAAGAAGAUUCCACCUAAACAUUAGGAAGAACUUUCUGACAGUAAGAGCUGUUCGACAGUGGAAUUUGCUGCCAAGGAGUGUGGUGGAGUCUCCUUCUUUGGAGGUCUUUAAGCAGAGGCUUGACAACCAUAUGUCAGGAGUGCUCUGAUGGUGUUUCCUGCUUGGCAGGGGGUUGGACUCGAUGGCCCUUGUGGUCUUUUCCAACUCUAUGAUUCUAUGAUUCUAAUAGAGAUCUCGCCCUUUCCUUGGUCUGAUCUCCAGCAGAGUGCUAAAACUCAGAGGGGUGUGAAGUGGGGUGGAAAUUGUUAGAGCUUUAGGGUGCUGCCCUAACCUGUGCAAAACCUGUCCUUGAACAUGAUUUGGGGUCUCAUAUACUUGCAUGUAAAAUGGGAGGGAAAGUGCUGACUUGGAAAAGGGGACAGGAAAAGAUUCCUUACAACUAUAAAGUUUAAUGAUUGUUCCUCAAGAUUAUCAUGGCGUCUAUGGAGGUGAGCAGGGCAAAUUCAUACGUUCGGGCAAAACAAGCUUUAUCUUACUAUUUCUAAGUGUUAUCAAUUAAGCCUUAAAUGGAAUCGGUGUUUGUUUGAAAUCCAACUUACAAAUGCCUGAGGAAACUGAUUAGCAGGUUUUCCUGGUGGCGAAAUAGUUUAUCAGUAUAUGCUUCCUUGCAAUCAGUCAAAAAGCCUGAUGUUUCAUUCUACAUCACAAGCAGGGUAAGGGGGUCACUGAGAGGUUGAUACUUCAAUAUAACACAAGCAAGAUUGAUGCCCUGAUCCAUAAAAAUGAACCAAAGAAAAGUCAUAUCAAGUGUCCCUAAUUUCAGCCUAGUGAAAGUUAGAGACAGAAAGCAAGACAAAACACUAUUUAAGACACACACACCCUUAGUUAAAAUGCUUGGGAACUUCUGAAAAUAAGAACCUUCCAACAUUACAAAAUGUAUCCUUACAUUAAAAAAAACCCCAAAAACUGAAAGGACUCUUUCAAUGAAAAAAAACCCAUCAAACUCCUUUGUAAAUGCAAGCAGAAAAUUGGUUUCUUCCGGUAAUAGCAUUCUAUUUAUGUUAGGAGUUGCAAUAAAGCCCUUUGUCUAUAUAACAUAAAUGCAUUGCUCAUCCAGUCAUAGAUGCCUUGUGGUGAAGAAAAAAGCACAUAUAUCUGAAAGUGUCUUUAUUAUCUCUUUUAGCUGAGUAUCAUGAGGCUUCACUUACUGAAGUAAUAUUCACUCAUUAUCCAAAUCCUCUGUCAACAUUAGAUUGGUAGAUGAGAUUGUAACCAUGCAUAAAUGGAAACUAAUCAAGUGUGGUGCCUAUCAUAUGUAGAUUCAGGGCAUGAUCCACAACCUCAUUCUGUGUCCUUUAUAAUACCAGCAUACCUUUCCCAACCCUCACCCAUACAAGACUAUAGAAUAGUCUUUGUUUUGCUCAUCUCUGUAUAGGGAUGGAGGGGGAAAUUCAAUUCAGUUCACAAAUAAAGGCAAACUUACCUUGUUCACACUUUCUAAAAUAACACAUACUCUAAAAUACAGCCAUAUUUUGAAAUUUGCAUUUCUCCAAAUUUUGGAAUGCAGUUUCCAGCCAAAUAAUGUAAACAAAAAUGCAUAUGCUAUGGUAAAAUGUGUAUGGGAUGCAUAUAUUUGUGGGAAAUAAUAUACAAAGAUGCGUUAUGUUCAGGGAAAUAGCUCUGCAAAAAAUUGUAUAUCAGGAAAAAUUAUAGACAAACGUGUUUAUCAGGUGAAAUUUGCACUAAAAUACUGGUGAAUUUUCAUGAGGACAUUUAAAAGGAAAAAUUGCAAAAUGAUGUGGAAACAUGAGGAACUGAACUUGAGAAUAAGGCUAUCAAUUGUUACAAAUCCUGAUGGCCAUGUUCUACUUCCACUGUCAAAUCUCUGAAUACCAGUUGCUGGAAACCACAGGAGGGGAGAGCAGUGUUAAGUUCAUGUCCUGCUUGUGGGUUUCCCAUAGGCAUUGGGUUGGCCACCAAGAGAACAAGAUUCUGGACUAGAUGGGUCAUUGGGCUGCUGUCAGUGUGGUUCAUGAUAUGAUGAGUCCUGCCCUGAAUGAAACAGGUCUUUAAUUUGAUCCAGCAAGGACUCCCAGCUCAGUGGCAGAGCUCAUGUGUUUUUUGUGUGUGUUUGUUUUUUUAAAAGUCUUAGGUUCAGUUGUUCUAAUCUUCAGGCAGAGAUGGGAAACUCUGAAACCUUGGAAGGUUGCUAUCUGUCACUGUAGAUGAGAGUGGGGAACCUGAGGCCUGAGGACAGCAUGUGGCCCUCCAGGGUUCUCGGUGUGGCCCUUUGGAUUCUCCCCAGGCCAUAGCCCUCAUUUGUCCUGCUCCAUGCCCUCUGAGUAUUUUUGCCUGGCUGGAAAGUGUCCAUGGAUUGUGAUAACACAUCUCUAUUCAGGCAAGCAAGGGGGGGGGACUUUUGCAUGACUGGAAUGUACCCUACUGUACAAAGUUAGGAGUCCCAUCCAUUGCUUCGCCCACUUUUGCCCACCACUGGCAUGUGCCGCCCCAGAAGGCUGCCUAUGAGGAAAUGCAGUCAUUGGGCUGAGAAAUGUUCCCCACCUCCACUGCAGCCAAUAACAAUGUAGGUGGACCAGUAGCCUGAUUCAGGGCCCUUCCAGACUUUCUUUCUACUGCACAUUCAUGAUUAUUUUUACUAAUGACAUGAUCCUGUUUUUAAUACUAUUUGCACCUGCAAACCUUUAGGGACGAUCAGACUGAUUCACUUCAAAUCAGUGCAUAUCUGAUAACUUUCUACUGAGAUCCCGUAACUUUUUAUACCACAGAUAUGGGGGGGGAGGGGGUUGCCCCACGUUUGUUAUGCUACAACCCCUCCAGACAGCAAUAAUGCAAUAGCAUUGGGGAAGUGUUGCAGAACAAACUAGAGCAGGAUAAAUCCACCGCUGGUUCUCUACUGUGUCAAUGACAUGUUGCAGAAUAUACCCACUGCAACAGAACACCAAUAUGCAGGGGCCCAGAGUACAAGCCAGCUUCCUGUGUUCUCAAAUUACCGGCAAGAAGGGAUUUGCAAGUGGAAACAUGCAAGUUCCAAACUUUUUGCUCAUGAUGCAAACGUUGUAAUAUUAGAGGAAUCUUGUGGCUGGUUUGGAAAACCUCAAGAGAAAUGGUAUAUUGGCUUCAGCAAGCAAACUGUUCCAGGGAAGAAGGGGCUGACAAUCCAGUUCCCAAAAGUCAAGAAGAGACAAAUGUAUUUUAUCUGGCGACACAAAGUCUGCUCAAAAAAGCACUUGGAGGAAGUGAAACCCUUUGCAAGUUUUCGGAGUGUAAAAAGAAAGAAUGUGAAUGAAAUGGAAGGAAAGGGGCAGAUGAGAAGUACUGUAGCCAUCUUUUCAAUGAUGCAGGGAAGCUGCCGUUUUUGGGGUCAGAUCAUUGGUUCAUCUAGUUCAGUACUGUCUACACAACCUGCUCAUCUCCCCCUUGAGUUGAGCAUGUCCUACACACAACUCAAAGCCACCAGUGCCCAGCAUCAACUGCCUGAGGCAGACACCUCACUGUGCCUAAUUAUAGGACUGGCCCUGAGGUGGUGUUUCAUAAAUUAUAAUCAAUAAAUGUCACCUGGUAUCAUGCAUGCUUGCAAUGAGAAUGCAGUGAUGUGAGCUUAGAUAGACCACCACUUCCACACCUGAUAAAACAAUGCAGCUGCAACCCCAUCACACCCAUGAUUCAUCAAAAUCUGGGCAGGUUAAGGUAAUCCCAAGAAUAAAGGCUCCCAUAGUAUUUAGAUGUAUUGUGAUAUACCAGGGUCCUCCAGAUAUUGCUGACUACAGCUCUCUUCAUUUCUUAGCACUGGUCAUGCUAGCUGAGCCUGAUGGCAGUUGGAGGCCCACAAUAGCUCACCACCCACAAAUUUCACGUCCCUUCAAUUAACUGAUUUCAGUGUGUCCUCACUCUGUUUAUGGCCCUUCAUGUUGAACCAUCAGACUUUGGAGGCCCGUAAAACUCCAGGCUGGUUCAGACAUUGCCAAGAGGUGCAGAAAGAUGGCAGGUGAGAGACUUGUGCUUCGGUUUCUUCUCUUAAUGUAAUAUAUUUAGUUAUUAGUUCAGUUAAAUUGAUUGUUUGUAGGCUGUUUUCCCAAAAAAGCUGCCUAAAAUACCACACACCCUUUGCUAUUUUACACUGCUGUUUAUUUAUAUGCUGCCUUUUGACCAAAAAAAAGGCCACCAAGGCAGCUCAGAAAGAGUAAACAAAUACAUGCAAAUACAAUAAUGCAAAUGCAAAAGUGAUACGAUUCAAAGCAAAAUCUUAACAUUUCAAAAGUAUUCAAAACCCAGCAUAUCUGUGUUCCUGCCAAAAAGAAAUACUUAAGCAGCAGCUUUGCCUUAUAAGGGUCAGUGAGAGCCAGUGUGGUGUAGUAGUUAAGAGCGGUAGUCUCGAAAUCUGGGGAACCGGGUUCGCGUCUCCGCUCCUCCACAUGCAGCUGCUGGGUGACCUUGGGCCAGUCACACUUCUCUGAAGUCUCUCAGCCCCACUCACCUCACAGAGUGUUUGUUGUGGGGGAAGAAGGGAAAGGAGAUUGUUAGCCGCUUUGAGAUUCCUUCGGGUAGUGAUAAAGCGGGAUAUCAAAUCCAAACUCUUCUUCUUCUUCCCAGGCAGGGGGAGUGGGGCAAGGCAGAUAGAAAAUCUGCUUGAAGGCUCUUUUGGAAUUUUCUGCGGAAUAUGUGGUGAUUGCCACCCAAUGGAUAGUUGUAAGGGAUGGGUAGAAAAGUUCAAGGAGGAGGAGGCUAUCAUUGGCUACUAGUUUUGGUGGUGAUAUACUACAGUGGUACCUCAGGUUAAGAACUUAAUUCGUUCUGGAGGUCCGUUCUUAACCUGAAACUGUUCUUAACCUGAAGUACCACUUUAGCUAAUGGGGCCUCCCGCUGCCACCACACUGCUGCCACGUGAUUUCUGUUCUCAUCCUGAAGCAAAGUUCUUAACCUGAAGCACUAUUUCUGGAUUAACGGAGUCUGUAACCUGAAGUGUCUGUAACCUGAAGCAUCCGUAACCUGUGGUACCACUGUACCACCAAACUUAGAGGUGGCAUGCUACUGAAUAGCAGCUGCUAGGGAGCAACAGUGUGAGAGGGCUAUUGUCCUCAUGCCCUGCUUCCCAGAGGCAUCUGAUUGGCCAUUGUUGGAAGCUGGAUGCUAGACAAGAUAGGCCUUCAGGUGCAUGGGGAGAGUUUCAUUGGAAAGAUCCCAACAACAUCUGUAGUCAUUGUUUGUAUUGCUUUACAGGGCUUUCUUCCACAGAUAUGGCAAGAUGCUGCCUUCUCCUUCUUUCUUUGACGCUGGUUCCCACUAGUGCUCAUGGAGAAGAUUUCACAAGGACUGCUGUUAACAGCAAUAUUAACAAGCGCAUAAAGAGAGAGUGGAUCUGGAAUAAAAUGCAUAUUAUCGAAGAACACAAUGGGACUCUACCACAUCAUGUUGGGAGGGUAAGAAUAUAUUUGUUGAAUUUCAGUCCUGCCCAUCCUCCCAAAUGAAUGUAAUUUUUACCCUGUUCUUUUACAAUUAACGAUUGAUGAACCAUCAAUUCAUAGUUCAGUUGUAAAGGAUGUGCUUUAUAUGCAGAAAGGCAUAAGUACAAUUCCCGGAGUCUCCAGUUGAAAGAAACUAUCAACGGCUACUAGCUAGGAUGGCUAUGUUCUGCUUCCACGGCCCAAGGCACUUGCUGUGAAUACUGUUGCAUGAAGGUCUUGCUUUUGGGUUGGCCUCUGCAAGAACAGGAUACUGGAUCAGAUGGGUCAUUGGCUCUUCUUAUGUUCUUACAAGCAGGUAACUAGUGACGAGGAAGAUCUCCGCCUAUGAGUUGCAGAGUUGAGAUAGAUUGACAAAUUGUCCAGCGUGGUAUGAAGUAGCUUCCUAUGUUUUUCCAAAUUCCUUAUCAUUUCUAUGGUCUGCCUGUGUGCCAGCCUCUCAUCCAACCGGUGGCUGCUGUUGCUGAAUGCCAGCUCAACUCUGAGAAGACCUCGCUCACUCAUGAUCUGAUUAUGGAUGAGGAGGCCAAUCUGGUCUGUAUCACUGAAACCUGGGUGUUCCCCUGUGUAUUCAGUGCAGUAUCAGGGAGGGGGAGUUGCUGUGGUCUAUAGAGAUUCUCUCUCCCCCUUCAAACUUUCUGUCCAGUUGGGGAGGGGGAGAGAUCUAGGUUGUGUGUUCCUGGCCCUGGGCAAUUGGGACAGAUUGGAGAUUCUGCUGGUUUACUGCCUGCCUCACGGAAGUUCAGUCCACAGAAGGCUGAGGAACUGUUAGUGGGUGGUUCCCUACACGGGAUGGCUGGGAGGUUGCCUACUCUUGAUGGGGUUGUACUCCGUCUGAAAGAGUGGGUAUGCAGCUUGGGGGUCCUUUUAGAUCCAUUGCUGUUGCUUGAGGCUCAGAUGGCAUUCGUGGCUUGGAGUGCCUUCCAUCAGUUUCAGCUGGAGACACAGGAGCACCCCUAUCUUGACAGGGAUAGCCUAAUGUCUGUCGUCUAUGCUCUGGUAACCUCUAGGUUAGAUCACUGUAACACAUUAUACAUAGGGCUGCCUCUGGAGAUGGUUUGGAAACUUCAGCUGGUGCAGAAUUCAGUGGCCAGGCUUCUCAUUAGGGCAAGACAGUUUGAGCAUAUAAAACCAAUCCUGACCCGGCUGUAUUGGCUGCCAAUUAGUUUCUGGGCCCAAUUCAAAGUGCUGGUUUUGACCUAUAAAGUCUAAAAUGGCUCAGGACCGCAAUGCCUCAAGAAUGUCCUCUCUCCAUAUGAACCAAGACUGAGAUCAUCCUCUGAAGCCCUUUCUCACGUGCCUCCUCAACGAGAGGUCUGGAAAGUGGCAACACAUGAACAGGCCUUUUCUGUGGUGGCUUCCCACUUGUGGAAUGGUCUCCCAAGGGAGGCUCACCUGGUACCUUCCUUAUAUAUCUUUACGUGUAAGGCUAAAACAUUCUUCUCCCAGGCCUAUGGCUAAUUAAACAAUUUAUGGCCUUUUAAACUGGGUGGGAAGGGAUAUUGCUUUUGUUUGUUACUAUGUUGUGCAUUUUUGUGUUUAUAUAUUGGAAACAGCAAGUGAUUUUCAGAUGAAGGGCAGUAUAGAAAUUUAAUAAAUAAAUAAAAUAAAUAGAAAUAGAAAUUAUUCAGCAAACAUUAAACAAGUAGUGCACACCACAGCAGUUCCAGGAAAUUAUUUUGCCCAUGAAUCUACAUGAAAGUACCUAAAGCCAUGAAAGCUGGCAAUCUAUCAUUUUCUAUGAAGCCCUAGUAUUAUAGCACUAUGACUUUUCUGCAAAGCUUAGGUGCAUUUGCGGGUCUGAGAGCUAACACAAGCAUGUUGAGAAGGAAUCAGAUAUAUGCUGUUCCUUUCUUGGAAGACGAACGAGCGAACAUACAAAGGAAGGAACUCUCUUUGGGGACAAUACCAGGAAAAGAGAGGAAGCUUCGCCAUGUCCUACAGAACAAGCUCACAUUAGCAGACAGUACUUGUUGCAGUACUCACAGCCUGUCAGGCAAAUGCACUGAUCCAGAAAGGUCCCCUUCACUUCACUAUGACAGCCUGACAGAACCCUGCUAACAUCCAGGGAGAUGAAAACAUACAGCUGCCUCCAUCAAGGACACCAUCAAACUCAGCAAUGAACACCAUCUGAAAAGCUUUGCCUGAGUCACAUGCAGUCAAUCGAGGGGAUUUCAUAAUGUACUGUUCCAUUGACUAUAUUGUUGUAUGCCACCCCUAUCUCCAAGCGGGAUGAGACUCUAAGGGUUCCAGGCAGCUUACCCAGGGUUUGUGUUUUCUUUUGGAAAUAAGGCACAGCAAAGACUUUGGUGUCCUUAUAUAAAUAUGGUUUAUUUACACAUAUAUACAACCUGAGCAAUGGGUUUUAUAAGUCCCUGGCCAUUGGCUAGGCUUCCUAUGGCUUCUGGGAGUUGUAGUUCAGCAACAUCUGGGGACUGUGUUCCUAGGAUUCCUUACUGACUGUCCCAAUUUUGUUCUGCUUUCACAUUUUAAUUCUUAUUUACAGACUUUGUUGUACUUUUUAGAUCACAUCAACCAUCAGGAAUCCCAAUGCUAAAUACGUUCUUGAAGGGGAAGGUGCUGGGACUCUGUUUAGAGUCGAAGACAGCACUGGAGAUGUGUCUGCAAAUGAGAGGUUGGACCGAGAGAAGAAAGCUGAGUACCACUUGAAGGCUCACAUUCUUGACCGUUUCACCAAUAAGUCAUUGGAACAACCCUCCGUGUUUCGUAUCAUAGUCUAUGACAUCAAUGACAAUGCCCCAGUUUUUGUACAAAAAGUGUUUAAUGGUUCUGUCUUGGAAAUGUCACCACUAGGUAAGCUCAUCUCUCUCUUUUAAAAAAUGCUACUGUGCUUGCAUGCAAAAAAAGGGUACCUUAGGAGAAACUAGGCAUGGGGAGUCACUUUCUGCCCAAGGGACAGAUUCAAACCUAGCCAACCUAGGACCCUAGAAGUUGUUUCUCUGCCCAAUAGCAGGCAAGGCGAGAAGUGAAAAGGGAGGGGCAGAAGUCAGCAGGUUGAAAGGACAACGAAACAAAAAGACCAGCAAAACAUUUUUUUAAAAAUGCAGAUUUUUUAUUACUUUUUUAUUUUAUUUUUAUGUAUUCUGCAAACAUUUUACAUAUUCUUAAAUUUAAGUCUCCUUUAAGGCUUAGUCUUUAAAGCAUCUAAAAUGAAUGUAAGAUACAUAAAAUGUUAAUUUUAAUCAGGGGAAAGCCACAGAUAACGUGGAAAGUGACAGGACAAAUGAAAAUGAUAGAUGGGUAACAUCAAAUGAUGUCACAUGAUUGGCAAGUGGGCAGAAUUUGCUAGAAAUGGGUUCAGAGGCCGGAGGUUUCCCACCACUAAUAUAAAUGAAAAGAAGCAUAGAUCAUCCAGUUGCAGUAAGAAAGCUAACUCUCCCUUAGUUUCUUACGCUGAAUACUUGCAGAAACAGACCAUGGCUCAGAGCCACUCUAGUCAUGUGGAGCUAGCCGUGUGCAGUGAUUUAUGACCCUGGAUGGAGGUUCAAGAGACAUCUAGCCAGCUCAGCCAAGCCCAGAUUAGCACUUAGAUGCAUAAUGUUCUUUGAGAGCUUACACACACACACACACACACACACACACACACACAGAGUACCCACCCUAGAACCCUGGUCUGUAAGCAACCUCUCCCUUCUCUUAGUUAACCCUUUCCAUCCUUGACUCGCCACUUGUAUGGCUAGCCCCAGAAUAGCUUCCUCUUUCACCAAGCCUUUUAAGCUGAUAUCUGUCCCAGUCUACAUCUGCAUUGGAAUUGUUUUAAAGAUAUUUUUAUUGUUUCAUCACUUGUUUGUCACCCUGGGCUCCUUUGGGAGGCAGAGCAGGCUAUACAUUUAUUUGAUUGUUUAAUUGAGCAUUCUUAUUAUAACCAGUGUGGAAUAGUGAACUAGAGUUCUGGACCAAGAGCCUGGGGGGGAAACUGUGUACACUUACAUGGCCUUGAGUGCCUUGGAGCAAAUGUAGGAUAGAAAUGUCCUAACAGCAGCAGCAUUAAAUAGGAGGGUUCAAAGUGGUGAAGAAGGAAAAGGUUUGUCUCAGGAGAGUCGAUUUUUCACACCUCUUUAAGCAGAUUCAUCACAGUUCUUGUUGGCAGUUUUUUACAUGAACAGAAUCUAAACACUAAUAAUUAAGUAUCAUUUUUUGGUAACAAUCUCUCUGUCUCCCCCCCCCCCCCACUUGCUCUCUCUCUCUCUCUAGGAACAUCAGUCACCAAAGUGACAGCUGUAGAUGCUGAUGACCCCACAAUUCUUGGCAAUACUCGUGUUUCCUACAAAGUUAUUCAGGGAAACCAAUACUUCAAAAUAGAUGAUACUGGUAGGUAUGAUAUCAAUAAAUCAGCUGGUGAAAAGUAAUCCUGCCAGACUCAACUCCUCCCAGUUCAGGAAAGCUAGUCCUGGGAAGUCUGAGAUCUAUAAGUAGAACAAAGCACUUUAUUGCUCACGCUAACAGGCAAGCCUGAGUAGAAAACUUCUGUGAAGAAGGCAGGCCACACCACAUCAUCUGUCAAGUCAGCUUGUUGAUCUGUCAACCUUUGAGAACUUUCAGACUCACUGUGAAAUAAUAUGCUUCUGCAUACCCACCUGCUGAGUCUUCCAAGCAAGCAGAAACCAAUGCCUUUUUGACAGGAGUGCCAACUUGGCCCUGCAAACAUGGGUGCCUGGGGCUGUGAGUGCCAUGCAGUGUGCAUGGCCCUGGCACUGAAAUUGUGGGUGCCCAGCCCCUUCGUGGGGAAUUUUGUGGGAGCUCAGGCACUCAGGGCCCCAGGGAGUUGGCACCAAUGCUUUCUGAUGGUCCCAUUUAGCUUCCAAACCAAUAGAUAUGAAACCACCAAAGUUUGGGAUUAGAAGGAUCUUUGAAAAGUUCAAAGGAUUUCUCACCCCCUCAUCUGCUGAUGAGGAGCAAACAACGACAGCUGGCUUUUCUAGAUUUGAAGCAGAUAGGUAGGUAGACCACACCACACAUAAAGUUUACCUUGGAAGGAUGGAAAGGGAGAAGAGAGGACUGCUUUGGAGAAGACUGCUGGGCAACCAAAACUGGCAAGUAGUGAUCUGAGGGAGGGAGUCAAAAUUCUGUUAACUGUUUUUAAAAUUAAAAAUAAAGGCAAAAUGAAAGGCAAGCAGUAGAAAUUUAGGUUAUACAGAUUAAUCUAAUAGUAAAAAAAAUAAAUGUUGAGGUGAUAGAUGAGGCAGAUGCUUGUUUAGCUUUCUUCUUUUCUUUUACAGGAACAAUCUACACAGCUGUACCGGAUUUGGACAGAGAAAAAACCCCUGUUUAUACAAUUGUGGUAGAAGCAGUGGAUGGCCACGGUCUACACUCAGAAGAAUCAGGCACUGCUACAGUCCGUAUCUCACUGACUGAUAUCAACGACAACUUCCCAACAUUUAGGAAAAGUUAGUUUUGUGAAAUCAAUGAAUUAAAUUUAAUGAAGCCAUCUGCUCCUAACUCAGUUGAUGGAAAUUGCAUUCAGUUGAAUGUAAUGCAGUGUGGGUUCUAAAUCUGACUAGAUAUUUAGAACAUUUGUAUAUUCCAUGACAGCAUGUCAGACCACUGAUGCAUCCAGUACAGCAUGUCUACACUGGCUGGCAGUGGCUGUCCAGCGUUUCCAAGCAGGGCCACUGCAUACUGCUAGGCAGAGUAGACAGUAUUAAGCUAGAUGAAUCAAUGAUCUGACUCCUUCUAUGGGUGUUAUGCAAUUCUACUUUUACUCAGAGUAGAUCCAUUGAAGUUAAUGGACACGCCUAACUUAAAUUCAUUAAUUUCAGUGGGUCAGCUCUGAGUAGGACUAAGUUGGUUACAGCCCUGUGUUCCUUGAAGCUAACACAGCCUUCUGUCCAUGCCACCAACUGACACACCAUCCUUUCCCAUUCAUUCAGUGGAAAAAAAGAAUGAAUGGGUGGGUCUACAGCAAACAGUUAGAUUUACACACAGAAGCUACAGUUUAGGGCCUCAAAUUAGAACGGGUAUCUAAAUACAAAAAUAUUGAAUUUCAAGUUUUACAUAACUGGUUAAAAAUAAACAGGCAUAUUGCAAAUGGGGAUGUAAGAAGGCUGCACUUUAUGUUGUGAUCUGUAUUUGUCACAAUCAGUGCUGUUUCAAUUCUGCUGAAGUUUGGUUUCUGCCAAAUAUUCUGUUAUUCAUCACGUUGUCCAUUAUUUAACGUAUGUUAUACUCCAGGGGCACCCUGUUUCCAACAGCUGAUCCCGAUGCAGCCCCUUAGCCAAAAGGAUACCCAGGCCUCAGAGCAUGAAAACACUCAAGAUGGCCACACAUAAGGCCAAUGCCACACAAUUUAGUGAUAAAAACUGAAACGAGCAAGAUGAUCCUUUUGUUAGCAAGAACAUAUGUUCUAAUUUUCCUUUUAUUCCAACGUACUUUUAUUUGUUUGUUUUCCAGAAAACUUCCAUUUUGAAGUCCCUGAAAAUACCAGGUUAGACGGUGAAGUUGGUAGACUGGAAGUUGAAGACAUUGAUGAGCCACAGAACAGAAAUACAAAGUACAGUUUUGUCCAAGGACCUUAUCAAGAUACCUUCAGAAUAGAACCAAACCCGUUCACAAAUGAAGGAAUAAUCAGACCUAAGAAGGUAUGGUGAUGAUCAGUGUAUCAUUGUUUACAUCGUGGGUGGGGAAUCUUUGUGAGCCCAAGAACUACCUUCCCUUAAUUUUCCAGAAGCACGUGCCCAUGGUUGGUGGGGCCAGUACAAAAGAUGGAUGGGACAACCACUUUCUCACACACAUCCAUUCAUACAUCUAGACACGUCCAGUAUACCCAAAGGAGUGUCUCCAACCCCAUCGUUCAGCCCGGUCACUGAGGUCCAGCUCUGAGGGCCUUCUGGCAGUUCCCUCAAUGCAAGAAGUGAGAUUACAGGGAACCAGACAGAGGGCCUUCUUGGUAGUGGUGCCCACCCUGUGGAAUGCCCUCCCAUCAGAUGUCAAGGAAAUAAACAACUAUCUGACUUUUAAAAGACGUCUGAAGGCAGCCCUGUUUAGGGAAGUUUUUAAUGUCUGGUGUUUUAUCUUUUUUAAAAAUUAUUAUCAUUAAUUCUGUUGGAAGCCACCCAGAGUGGCUGGGCAAACCCAGUCAGAUGGGCGGGGUAUAAAUAAAUAACUAUUAUUAUUAUUAUUAUUAUUAUUAUUAUUAUUAUUACCCACUCUCACACAACAGGCUAAUAAUUGACUAAAUAAAUCUACAAAACUUCCAGAAGAGUUUGCAAGAGUUUCCAUUAAAUUCCAGGUUCAUUCCAAAAUGCACUUUGCAGACCAGAAAUAUAAAUAUAACUCUCUCCAUAGGAGCAGGGCCACAGCUCAGUGGUAGAGCAUCUGCCUUGCAUGCAGACGCCUCGGGUUCAAUAUCCAACAUCUCCAGGUAGCACUGGGAGAGACCUCAGUCUUAGACUCUGCAGAGCUGCUGCCAGUCAGUGUAGAUAAUAGUGACCUAGCUUCCUGUGUUCCUAAAUAUAAAAAAUAUGUUCAUUGUAUACACAGUGUCCCUUUUUAUUGUGUACUGAUAAUGUUCGCGUGUGUGUUUUUAGCCACUGGACUUUGAGAAGGUAUCCUCCUACAAGUUUGAUGUUGAAGCAACUGAUGCCGACAUUAACUAUGCAUAUUCCAGAACGAAAGGAUCCAAGAGUAUUGCAAGUGUAACAAUCAAAGUUCUCGAUGUUGAUGAACCACCUGUCUUUUCCCAACCUUUCUAUAUAUUUGAAGUUCAAGAAGAAAGUGACAUCAAAAAGGUUAUCGGAUCUGUGUCGGCACAUGACCCAGAUAGAGCAAAACGGGAAAUAAGGUAACAGAAAGUUUCUUCUGUACCCAAAAGGUGCUUAGUCAACUGAGUUUGCAUUCCUUGCAACAACACUUUAUCCACAAUACAGCCCAUGAUAAUGUGUUGAAGAACUGAUUUUUUAUACUGUAUAAUGCAGCGAUGAAGAGCCUAUGGCCCUCCAGAUGUUGUUAAACCAGAGGCAUAGCAUGGGCAGGGCCAAUGAGGCCAUGGCUCCAGAUGCACAUUUCUGAUGGGGAGCAACUAGGCGCCCCCAUGACAUGUGGCCGGGCCUUUGGGGCUGGGGCAGUGGCAGAGCCUCCUUCUCGUGGUCGCAAAGGGACUCUGGCGCAUGCCCUGCCCCUGAGCUGGCCGUGAGGGAUGGAGAGAGCACCAUGCCUCAUGUUCUCCUUCGCUGUCCAAUGACUCAUCCCCCAGCCCCAACUCUGUCUCUGCCUUGGCUCCUCCUCAGAUACUACUUUGAUACCAUUUCUUUAUGCACCCAACACAGAUAUCACAUCCUGAGAUCCAAUUAUUUCAAAAUAUCCACCAAGGGACAUAUUUUUGCCUUGAAGCCUUUGGACAGGGAAGAAAGUGCCUGGCAUAACAUAACUGUGGCAGCCAAUGAACUGGAGCAAGACAGUAAGUAUGAACUGGUGUCACUAGGGAAUCUGACAAGAGUGAGGCCCCCAGCCAUUCCCUCUUCUUUGCAGAUUGCAAUAAGCAGGCAAAAUACAAGUCCUCCCUCUUUGAACCUUUUUGCUGUUGUAUCCAUGCCGUGAAAGCCAUUCUUCAGUGGGGACCAUCCCAAGGCCUUGUGCCAAGUGGAUGGCACCGAUCAUGAGGGUCUUACUAUCUGAUUCACUCCCCCACUCCUCCAAUCCUGUCAAGGAUAUGAUUUUAUGUUAAAAACACAUAUUUGCAUGAUAAUACAGCAUCACGGAAUGCAGGGAGGGAGGGAGGAAUUCAAAUCAGUUCACAUUUAAAGGUGUAUCUAAUUACCUAGUUCGCACUUUCCUAAACUAUAGCUAUACAGCCAUCCUUCGAAAUUCACAGUUGUUUGAAAUUUGCAAUGCGGGUUUCUCACCAAGACAUGCUUAUAAAAAUGCAUAGAGUAGAGUGAGCAUAAAAAAUGUGUGUAUUGGUGACAAUGCCAUACAAAAACAUGUUAUAUUAGGGGAAAUUGCUUUGAAAAAUACAUACAUUAGGGGAAACUGUAUACAAAAAUGUGCAUAUCAGGAGAAAUUUGCACUAAAAUACUGGUGAAUUUUCAUGAGAACAUUAUUGGAGGGGGGAAUCACAAACUGAUGUAGAAAUGUGGAGAGCUGGACUUUAGACUGGAAAAAUUAGAAACUGACAGAAACCAAAACUGAUAGAUUUGCCCGUCCCUACGUGGAAUGAACCAUCUGAAAAGCAGAUUCCUCAGCUCUCUGCAAGUUGCAUCCAAUGGAUAUUAGAAUUGGAUACAACCCUAUGUGAGCCAAAACCCUGCUUUUUAGGAUUCCAGAUCGCAUGAAGAUAGCCCUAAGCGAACAAUUGUGCAUUACACGUGGCAGUUCUCUGCAGACAUUCUUACAUGUCUCAGAGUUGAGGCCAGCCAACCAGGUUCCUCCACUCUGAUUCACUCACCGCACUGAUGUGGUGUGAAUACUGGUUGCCUCUAUUUGAUUUCAGAUGGAUGCCUGAUUGAUAAAUCUGUGAUUUUCUUCUUGCUUCAGGAAUUGUGCCCAAUCUAGAAUCCCACGUACCAGUUUACAUUAAAGUUACUGAUAUAAAUGACAAUGCACCAGAAUUUGCUGAUGUUUACAAUCCUAAAGUGUGUGAAAAUGCCGCACCAGGAAAGGUAAAGUAUCAGAAUCAAACUGCUUUUACUACUCAGCUGCACAGACCAGCAAUCCUUGCCAGCCUAGGAAGUUGGAUGGGGAAGUUUCCAGAUUGCUCCACAUUUUGGAUUGAAUCUUCCCAUUUUGCCCCCCUUAAACCUAUGUGCAAAUCAGAACAGUGAUCUGCAGAUAUAUUCUCAGAAAAUAUUUCCCAAAAUUAAACCCCUUAUUAAGGAAAUGCCUUUGGGGUUCUUCAACUCCAAGAGUAUCAUUAUUAAAAAUGCAACUGCAAAUAAAACAAGGAGGAUUUGGUAUUAUAUCACCAAGCUUAUUUAUUGACAAAUACUAGAAACUUGAAACCCAAAAUUAGUGAUAACUUCCCAACCUGGGCAACCCUAGAAUAUAGAUGUAUCUUAUGGACUGCACUAGGAUCACAAUAUGUUAAAACCCUGGAUUCUCCUGAAACAAGAUUGUCAGCUAGAAAAUAUGGAACACAAUGAUUUUCCUAUGAAACACACGAUUUUCCUAUGCUAAACUGACUUUGUGGGGAAAUCCCACUUUAAAAAUCAGGGUGGGGUGGGGAAUGGUAAUAUGAAAGAACAGGAUGGAGGCAAGCAUAUUGACUUUAGGCCAAUUAAUAGGUGAGAAUGAUGAAUUUUAUACUUGUGCUGUAUUAAACUAAAAACACCACCUAUUUGAUUCAGCCCAGUGGCAAUAUUUGCAGCUGCACCAUAUGCUAACAUCUUUAUUUGGACCGGCAGCUUUUACAGCAUCUAAUACACCUAAGAUAAUAAAACAAUUGGUUAAAUCCUCUCAGACUAAAAAGCUGGUGAAUGUUUUCCACAGAUACCUGGUCUCAAUUAAUCAAUUUGACAUACAGCAUCUGAGAAAUGAAUAGAAUAAAGAAUUGGAGGUUCCUAUUUUACCUAAGCAGUGGGACAAUAAUUUAGCUUCUAUAGUUAAUGUUUUAUACAACAAAAAAUAACAUUAAGAAUCUAUUGCCCUUAGUUUCAAAACUGUUUAUUUCAUAUUGUAUCACAAUUUCAAGUAGUUUUAUAUUUUUCUUUAAUAUUUGCUUUUGUUUUGUUCCUUUUCUUUUACUUUAUUUUCUCACUGAAAAUUUUCGAUAAAAUAUAACUAAGAAAAAACUGAUCUGCAGAUGAAGCCACAUAAUCAACAACUGUACUUAUGAGGUGCUUCAAGGACUGGCUUUUUCUUCUUUUUAACCUUUUUAACCUGUUACACUGCUCCACAAAAGCCCGUGGCUGUGUGGUACAAUAUAUUUUUCAAAUUGCUCCCAGGGAGUGACUGUACCUCAUAACAUGAAGUCUCUUCCUGGGCAAUUGUUUGAGGGAAAAGAUGGCCCUGUGUAUUCACGACAACCUUUUCAAUUCCUGUAGACUGUUAUCAUGAUUUCUGCUGUGGACAAGGAUGAAAUGUCACCAGGAGUGAAAUUCAGGUUUUCCUUGGUGUCUGAAGAGAGCAACUUCACUCUAAUUGACAAUCACGGUACGUUUCUGUGGAUUUCAUGAGGUGGCAAAAAGGAAACAUUGUGUGAAUGUUAACUAGCCAUGCUCCAAAUACAGCUUCAUGGUUUGCUUGUCCCUAUUUAUAAAUUAUUUAGGGCUGUCUAUAUAUUGUAUUGUAUAUAUUGUAUAAUCAUUUAUAGAACAUUUCUAAACGGCCAGCUCAUUCAAAACUAUCAUGGUGAUGUACAACACAAGCACUAAAACAUCACAAAAUUAAAAAAUACAGAACAAAUGACCAACACUGAAUCAAACUGAUGCUCUAAAACUGCUAAUUUCCCAAAACAAACCACUCCUGUAUAGAAGAAAUCUUGAUGACUCCUGGCCACCCAGACAUUUUCUGGGUUCCUUAAAAGAUUACUUUGCCUCAGGAGCCUCAGGAGCCUCAGGAGCAGACUGCUGGCAUUCCUACAAGGCAAUCACCAUUUGAGAUUAUCACUUAAUGAGACGCUAUUGCCUUCCUCAGAUAGCACAGCGAAUGUCACCGUCAAAUACGGACAGUUUAAUCGGGAACUAGUCAAAACCCAUUACUUGCCUAUCAUCAUCUCUGACAACGGCUCACCCCAGCAGAGCAGCACAAACACCCUUGCCAUCCAUGUCUGCAAGUGCAACGAGGAAGGGGACUUCACUUUCUGCGAAGAGCCAGCAAAACAAAUGGGAGUCAGCGUCCAAGCACUACUUGCCAUCUUGGUCUGCAUCCUCACCAUCAUUGGUAAAUCUACUCAAAAAUAUUCACAUUUCUGGCCUUCCCAGGGGAAAUGGGGAAAGGGGGAAAGACCCCUUUUAUUACAUAUAAGGAACAUAAAGGGGUGGCAGAAAGGGAUAUGAAAAUGGAGUAAUUUUGCUCUUUAAGGUCAUGCGGUAGCAACCAUUUUUCAGAGAUGGUUACUUCUCCCACCUUGCCAAACCUCAGGUUGAAUCAGGUUACGUUUUCUAUUCAGCCACAUGCUUGUUUUGCUUCUCCAUUCUGCAACUAAUUUAUGAUUUGUUUGCAGUGAUUAUGGUGCUAAUAGUUAUGAGGAAGCGACACAGGAAAGACCUGAACAUUCUCAGGAAGAACGUGACGGAUAUCCACGAGCAGCUGGUGGCCUACGAUGAAGAAGGUGGUGGUGAAAUGGACACCACCAGCUACGAUGUGUCAGUCCUCAACUCAGUCCGCCAGACCAGCAUGAGGUCACCCAGGAUGACCAUGGAGAACAGGCCUUGCGUGUACUCCCGUGUACAAAAGCCCCCAGGAAAUGGGAUCUCGGGCACUGGAGAAAUGGGCAUUAUGAUUGAGAUGAAAAAAGACGAAGCUGACAACGACGGGGAUUUGCUGCCAUAUGACACUCUCCACAUAUAUGGUUAUGAAGGGGCUGAGUCCAUUGCAGAAUCCUUAAGCUCUUUGGGAUCAGGAUCCUCAGACUCUGACAUCGACUAUGAUUUUCUGAAUGACUGGGGUCCCAGGUUUAAAAUGCUGGCGGAGCUUUAUGGGCUGGAACCCAGUGAAGAUCUUCUGUAUUGAGCGUUCUGUAUUGACAGGUUCCCCCAGCCUUAGCCACAGACAAUGUGGCUAAGAAAAUGUUGGUUCAGAAGACGGAACCAACUAGCAAUUCCUGCAUUCCCAAUACCUAAAUCAGCUCAACAUACUUUUUUCUGAGCAGGUUUACAUGACCAGGAUGAUAGACAGCAAAAGCGAUGACUUUUGAGCACUUCAGAAGGGACUCCAUGAGCAUACUAAUGCAUCCUGCACAUGAGGGAGGACCCUGAUUGGGCCACAUAGAGUCCUUUCUGGUGCACUCUGACACAUGUAUGAACAGCAAGGGCAGGGCUAGAUCCCAAGGCACACACACAUUUCAAAGUGUGGCUCUUUCCCAGCCAAGCAUUAAUGAUCCUUUCUUGCUUAUUUUAGUUACUUAGAAUAUCUGCCCUUUUAAGUCAAAACCCACCCAUGAUUCUGGAAGGAACAAUUUCUGGGACUUCAGGGAGUGCAAAUUUCCUAGUCUCAAGUGUAGGUUUCAUUUGAUUGCAACUUCCAUUAUGCAUGUAUAUACAGGCUAACUUUUUAUUCAUUUUUAAAUGCUUUUUUUUUUUUUCAAACACAGCUGAAGAAAUUCAGCUGCAUCAGGGAACUUUUCCAAGUUACAAGCCUCAUUAACUGUGAAACUAUCUUAACACUUUUCUUCUUGCUGGUGCCCCCCACCCCUUCUUCCAGGUACUGUAAACAUGGAUAUUUCAAGCAUUUGAUGCUUCCAAAACACCAAUAGGAGAUUCAUCACUGAUUUGACCUUUCCAAAACUAGCCUAGACCUUUUCCAGGUGCUGUGUUGCCUGUUAUCCAGUGGAGGCUGGUGUCCAUUGAGACUGGAAGAGCAGAAGAUAAGGAGGCCAACAGUAGGGGGCACUAAAGCGAGUGAUAGGAGGGGCCAACUAAUUCUAGUUUUGUCCCUAUUCUCCUCUCUGCUGAGUUAGACAAUGGCAGCUCUGAGACUAAGGAUGAGGAGGCUGACAGCCUGUGCUACCUCUUGGACCUGUGAGGAAGUAGGUAGGUGGGGACCAGCUGAGGACAGGCUGAACUUGGAGGGGACAGUGCCCCACUUGCCCCAGUGGACUAGUCUCCAUUGCUGUUACCUCCUCCCCCAGUCUACAUUACAACUGUGCCCUGAUAUCUACUGCUUCUUCAUCCGCCGAGUUCCUCCCCCCCCCCGACCAUCCCCAUUCUUCUGUUUACCAUGUUGUCUAAUGAAGACUUCUUUUUGAAAAACUCCAAAUCUUCCCACCUAUUGUGUGAUAUUUUGGUUGCCCUGAUACAGAUUUUCUUGUUUUCUAAUGGGCCAGCAUGACUACCUUUACUUUUUCUGUGAGCAGGGUAUACUCAUUUUCACUAGCAUGCAAAAUCCAAACUAUACAUAUAAGUAUGGUUCUACUAAAUAAUGUAUUGCUAUUAUUUGUUUAACAAAAUAUUCCUACUAAUGAAAGUAGUUGGGUGUAAUUAAUGUAUGUGAUGUUUAACCAGUGAGGUUAACUAUAAAAUCAUUUAAAGCUAUUGUAAGGCAAUUGUAAACGAUAUCCAGUUUUUAAAGUGUCCUAUGAUCCUUGUAUUUUGUAAUCUGUUUGUGUUAAAAGCUACUCUACUGUACAUCAAUGGUUUUUGCACUGGAUAGUUUCAUUUCCUAUUUAAGUUGUAUGUAUGUAUGUUGUGGAUGGGGAGGGUUACUUACAUAAAAGCCAAAUUCAUGUAUA
Molecule: messenger RNA, 32142 nt
Organism: Podarcis lilfordi (Lilford's wall lizard)
Lineage: Eukaryota; Metazoa; Chordata; Lepidosauria; Squamata; Lacertidae
Source: the annotation of a GenBank genome assembly